Alosa alosa (allis shad) is the source of this 2250-nucleotide messenger RNA. RefSeq names its product family with sequence similarity 131 member C (gene fam131c). The transcript has 6 exons. The coding region runs from base 346 to 1113 and encodes 255 amino acids. The record is from RefSeq and is a predicted model, not a curated record. Lineage: Eukaryota; Metazoa; Chordata; Actinopteri; Clupeiformes; Clupeidae.
CUCUCUCUGUGCCCUCUCCUCUUUUGGUCCCACAAUCGACAGGCACUGCUGCUGUAGUGUGUGGACACAUCGACCCUCUCUACAUUAGCCUCCAGCAUCACUUGGACUCUCAGUGCCAGCUUUCUUUUCUUCUGUCUCUUUUGUCUCUUCUUAUCUUGUUCCCACGGGGGUACCCUCUACUCAACCCUCUUCUGCUUCUCUCUCUUCUCUCUUUCUCUCUGUCUUUCUCUUUCUCUGUUUCUCUUCCUGUCUCUCAUCUCUGGUUCUCUCCAUGCCGUUCUCCUGCAAACUCCUCUUUCAGACAGCAACAUGGUGAACAGAUAAGCUGGCUCGCUGGUGAUCACCAUGGGCUCGUGCCUCUGCAAAGGUCAGAAAGAGCUCCAGGGUACUCAAAUGUGUCCCAUGGGAGACCUUCAGACGUAUGCGGAAGGACAGCCCAUUAACAAGGGUAUUCAUCAGCCUUACAAUGGAGGCUUUGCUGAUAAGAAGAAUGGCAGUGGUUAUAACAUUGGCGAGCUGGCUACGUCCUCUCUGCAGGGCCUGGUGGCUACGAUAAAGGACCACAUCACCAAGCCCACGGCGAUGGCGCAGGGGCGCGUGGCUCACCUGAUCGAGUGGAAGGGCUGGGGGGGUGACGGCGGCGCCGGGGGCAGCUGGUCUGGCUGGAACCAGCCAGGGGGCGUGGGCGCCGCCCUGCAGGAGGAUCAGCAGCUCUACUCCCACCUGACCGAUGAAAUCAAGGAGGCACGCUUCGCUGCGGGGGUGGCCGAACAGUUUGCUCUCGCCGAGGCCGCCUUGAACGUCUGGUCUCCCCACGUCAUCUCAGAUCAGCCCACAGCUGAAUCCGUCGCGCUGCAAGGCGCGGAGGGGCUCUUCCUGUCCCAGUUCUUGCUGGAUGGUGGGAGCGUCGGGGUGCCUCAGCACCUCUACAGUGUUCACGUGGAGCCCAGCCCCGACGCCAGGUCCCUGGGGGUCCCGCCCCAGACUCGGUCCUGCUCCCCUGGCUCCACUCACAUGCCCCUCUCACAGGUCCCGAGGACUCCCCAGGCGGAGGAUAGGGUCCGGCACGUGGACAGCACCUCUCUAUCCGAGGACGAGGUUUUCUACAACUAGGACUCUGACUGAAACAAGAGAAAGUUGAGUUGAAAGGACCAACGGCUCUGAGAAAGGUGGUGACACAGGACAGGAAAUGUACAGGAAGUUGUGCGUUUCCGUGACGAUCUCUCAGUUGGUGCACAAGUUCAGAGAUGAGGUAAUUCAUGUUCAGUGACCCGGACAAGAAAGCGAUUUUGUUAGUUCGAGCAUGUGUGCAGACACGCUACCAAUGCCAAACAGUUUUCUGAAUAACGUCCUUGACAAUGUUUUUAUUGCUGCUUUUAAGUGUGUCAAAUCCAGAUUUUGAUGGAAAUCAGAAUGUCUUUUUUACGGACUGUAUGAAAAACUGUAAAAUAUAUCUGUGAAGGUGUAGUAUUAAACUAAAUGUAUUAAUUACCCAUGCAUUCAUUGUCAAGAUUGUAUGUGUGUGUGUGUGUGUAUUUGUGUGUUGAAUAUUUGUGUGUGAAAAACUUGAAGUCCAUGAACAGUCAGCCUCGACAUUCAAGAGGCCAAGAGUGCUUCAACUUGUUAUCCUACAGCCAGACACUUUUCAGACCCUUCGUCUGCAGCACUUCACUUGCAUUCACAGAACACAUUUCCUGCCAGGCUACCGUGCUGAAAGGAGGCCUGUAAAGACACAGCCAUGGACCAGUGAACGGAAUCUGUGCCUGCUCCUGCAGUCACAUCCAUCACCCUCUAAAAUGGUUGAAUGUUGCCACUUUUGAGGGCUUUGGGUUCACAGUUCAGAAAAUUGUAUCAAAUAUCAAUAUCACAUAUCAAUGUGUGUGUCUGUGUCACUGUGGUGGCCUUGAUAUACAGACAACAAGACAGUGUAUAUAUAUAUUGUUUAUGUCUGUCUCCUCAUUCAUCUGCCCUUCUUUUUCCAUUGUGUACAAAACCACAUGGCUGUCUGUUUGCUUUGUAUAGCGGAGACGUGAUGUUGUUGGUUGUGGCUCUCUGCAGAGAGUAGCACCAUUCUAGGCUCUCUUCAUCCAUUAUGAGAUGAGCCAGACAGGGGCAGGAAUAACAAUUAUCUGUCUGCUUCCCUUCCAUGAUUAGCCUUCAUUCACACCUAACUGGCGUCAGUAGGGGCACGGAGGAGAGAGAGAGAGAGAGAGAGAGAGAGAGAGAGAGAGAGAGAGAGAGACAGCAGAG